AUGCCCCCCCAAAACACCCCCGCAUCAGACUCCGAUGCACCUCCCGGCGCCGUUAACAUCUCCUCCCUCUCGACCCCGCAACUCCGCGCCUUACAGACCCGCCUCUCAACGGAACUCGAGCACCUCACCUCUUCACACGCAAAGCUGCGCGCCGCACAAUCGCGCUUCCGAGACUGCGUGCGCUCGAUCAAUGAGGGCGUGAUUGGGUCCGCAAAGAAGGGGACGGAGGGGAAGGAUGAGAUCCUCGUGCCGCUGACGAGUUCGCUGUAUGUUAAGGGGCGUUUGACGGAUCGAGAGAAAGUGCUUGUUGAUGUUGGGACGGGGUAUUAUGUUGAGAAGACCGCGGCAAAAGCGAUUGAGUUCUACGAGCAGAAGGUGAAGGAACUGGAGACGAAUCUUACGGAGUUGGAGAAACUUGUGCAGACCAAGAGCUCCCAGCAAAGACUUUUUGAGGAUGCUCUGAGGCAAAAGUUGAUGAGCGAGGGUGCUGCGUCAUCUGCCCAGGCUGCGGCUGCUGGCUGA
Molecule: messenger RNA, 522 nt
Organism: Aspergillus nidulans FGSC A4
Lineage: Eukaryota; Fungi; Ascomycota; Eurotiomycetes; Eurotiales; Aspergillaceae
Product: prefoldin subunit 5
Exons: 4
Coding region: 1-522 (173 amino acids)
Biological process (GO): protein folding
Cellular component (GO): prefoldin complex; cell division site; cell tip
Source: RefSeq, a predicted model, not a curated record